CUCGAAUCGUUUCGCCGGUUCCCUACUGUUCCGUUUACCAUCCACUCGAACACGUUACACGCCGUCGCAUUAAUAUUUUCAAAUCGAAAUUGUUUAUCUUAAAGGUAUAUAUAUAUUUUUUUCACGUUUUGUUUUCGUGUUUCGUGCUAUAGAUCAAAAACAAAAGAAAAAAAGAAAAUAAUAAUAAAAGACAAAAAAAAAAAUUGAAGAAAAUACGGUUAAACGACAUGGUCGUCUGGUCCCAGUGUUUCGUAUUAAUAAUAGGCCGAGAAUGUCCCUUGGGCACAGCUCCAACGUGAAGCCGCCACCGUUGUUUUCGUAUUUAUCAUAACACAAUAUCUAGAUUUUCGUUUAAAAUAAAUAAAUAAAAAUAAAAUAUACGAAUUACGUAUAUAUACGUAGACUGCGGUAUAUUGUACCCGAUACACCUACAACUACGGUAUAUAUAUAUAUAAAUAUAAUAUAAGUUUAUUCGCAUAUAUCUAUCAUUAUAUUAUAUAUACAUCCGAAUCGCCGACAAGCUACCCGGACGUUGAAUAUAAUUUUAUUUUCUGAUAAAAGUUUAAUAAUAAUAUAUUAAAAACGAAAUCGUGUGUUCGGUUAUUGGAGCUGUCUUUAAAUUGUAACGCGAGUGCAAUUAUUGCUACUACUAACACUACAACACUGCUUAUAACAGUCGUUUGAAUCGAAAUUCAGCGAAUCUGAUGCAUGGAUACGUUAACCAGAAACAUGCCGUCCAAAAAGCAGUACAACCUCGUGCCCAACGAUGAUUACGACACUAGAAUACCUAUGCAUCCGGAAGAGGCGUUCGAGCACGGUAUUACAUUCCAUGCCAAGUUCAUUGGAUCUCUGGAUGUUCCCAGGCCAGUGAAUCGGGUCGAAAUAGUGGCAGCCAUGAGGCGGAUUAGAUAUGAAUUUAAAGCUAAAGGCAUAAAGAAGAAAAAAGUAUCCAUAGAAGUUUCUGUUGAAGGGGUCCGUAUUACUUUAAGGAAGAAAAAAAAGAAAAAACAAUGGACGGACGAGAAUAACCUGCUUCUAAUGCAACAUCCUAUUUAUAGAAUAUUUUACGUUUCUCACGAUUCUCAAGACAUGAAAAUAUUCAGUUACAUAGCUAGAGAUGGUUCCACUAACGUGUUCAAGUGUAAUGUGUUCAAGGCAAAUAAAAAGAGCCAAGCGAUGCGAGUGGUGCGGACGGUGGGCCAAGCGUUCGAAGUGUGCCACAGAGUCAACCCGUCCGAAGACGGCGGUGACAGGGACGACGAGGACGGGUCGACGUCGUUCAGACGUCGCGACGACGACGAUGACGACGACGACUGCGACGACGACGACGACGACGACGACGAUCACCGAGGAGACGAUUCGGGCGACGAAGACGACGAGGUGGACGACGGUUCCGCGUCGAAACGAGACACAUUCGAAAACCAAGGUAGACUGGAAACAUCUGUCGGAAACGAUUCUGUUUCAUCAUUGGACGGAGCUAGAAGGGACGGAGGCCCCAAUGAAACACAACGACCUUUACGACUAGAUAUCAUUCCACCUCCAUCGGCUUCGUCAGUCAACCACAGACGUUCCUCGCCAAUGAACGGCAGUGAAGUAUUUAGCUCCCCAAUGACUGAAACGUCAAAAAGCGACGGUGUCCCGUUGUCCUCUUUGAGCGUACAACAUGAAAUGCAAUUAUUGCGCCAGCAACUAGACCAGCAAACGCAUCAGACACAAGCUGCAGUGGCUCAAGUGCACAUGCUCAGGGACCAGUUGGCGGCCGAAACAACCGCCAGGAUGGAAGCUCAGGCGAGAACACACCAGCUUUUGGUGCACAACAAGGAACUGCUGGAUCACAUCGCCUCGUUGGUGUCGUUGCUGCACGACCAGGAAAGGAUCAGAAGUGAAAUGCAACACCAUUCGCUUCCCCCGCAUCCCAUGAUGUGUGACUUGCCGACGCCGUCGUCCGCGCCGGCGUCGUACCUGCCGGAAUUGCCGCCGCCGUCGCCCCGGCACAGGGCCCCGGCGUACCACAUGCCCAUGAACUUCGACUUCAACUUCAGUCAGCCCGCGCCGACGGUCGACCAACAGUUUCAAGCCCAGCUGCUGCAGCGGCUCCAGUCGCUGACCGGUACGAUAGCGGCGAACAGCGCGUCCGCCGCGGGCCCGUACCAACAGCAGCGACCCGCGGCGUACCAAUCGCACCAGCUGUACGCCCCGUCCGCGCACCAGCAGCAGCCGUCCACGUCGCCGACGCACAUCAACUGCAGACCUCUACCGCAGUCGUCGUACUCGGCGUCGCCGGUGGCCGGCCGGUCCGCGUCCACCGUCGACUGUUGCGGUGCCGCGAACGACGGCAUCAUCAAACCGCUGUCGGACGACCGGCAGGUGACCGUGGUGGUGGUCGACGACCGGACCGCCGGCGAACCGUCGCCGCCAUCGCCGCACCACCCGGAACCGCCGGAACCGUCGACGGUGCUGUCGCCGCCACCGCCCGGCAAGCAGCAAAAAUCGUUGCUGAAGGUGUCGUCGUCGUCGGCGUCGCCGUCGCCGAGCAGUGGUGCCAAUCGAGCGGCCUCCAAAAAGACAGCGUCCGCGGUGGGCAACGGCCCGAUAACGAGGUCGACCAGUGAAAAGGUGCCCAACAAGAGCAAUCUGAUGAGCCAAGUGCACCGGACGACCUGGGCCCGGCACACCACGAAAUAGAUCCGUCCGGGAAAUCCGUGCACGUUGUAAAUGUGUUUUGUUCGCCGGCCGAGUGCGAUACAAUAAUAAUCUAUAUAUAUAUAUACACACUCGUGUGUGAGUGCAUAUGCACUUCUAUCCUUACGAAGCGUACAACAAUACAAUGAAUCAUGUCGAGCUUAGGUCAGAUUUUACCGUUUGUCGCGUAAGCCGUUGUGUAAGUGCGUAUAUGUGUUUCACCCUCCCUCUCUCCAGGGGCGAUUUUUUUUAUCGUCGAACCACUCGUUAUUUCAAAAACAAUAAAGAACGUUUAUGAAAAUAUUUAUCUUAC
Melanaphis sacchari is the source of this 2995-nucleotide messenger RNA. RefSeq names its product carboxyl-terminal PDZ ligand of neuronal nitric oxide synthase protein. Gene Ontology annotation, molecular function: nitric-oxide synthase binding. The record is from RefSeq and is a predicted model, not a curated record. The transcript has 10 exons. Bases 709 to 2685 code for a protein of 658 amino acids. NCBI's taxonomy places the organism in Eukaryota, Metazoa, Arthropoda, Insecta, Hemiptera, Aphididae.